AUGAGCAUGCCUAAAGCGACAUACUGCUUGGAAGACAUUCAGACACUUGUGAAUAUUUCAAUUGGUCCAUGGGUAUGCGAUGGUGUACUGGAGAAGCUGAGAAAUCUUCGAAGAUUGCAUUUGAAAAACAUGUCAAGCUCUGAUGAAGAUGCUUUGACCAAUGCAGUCCAGAAUCUUUCCCGACUCAAGAUGUUGGCAUUGUUUGGAGAAUCCUUGCCGAUGAGUGUCCUAACUUCAUCUUGCUACCAUCAUAUUCAGAUUAUGGAUUUGGCAGGACCAUUGGUAAGACCUGCAAGGAUUCACAUAGAGGCUGAAAAUUCCAGGAUAUUUUCCAACCUGAUCUCUCUUGCAAUUAGUCGAACAAGGUUGGAAAAGGAUGAAGAUAUUGCAUUGCUCGCAUCUCUAGCAAACCUUGAGCAUCUUCUUGUGUAUCUUGAUGCAUUUGUAGGAAGAGUUUUGGUGUUUCCAAAGGGAGGUUUUCCUCGCCUCCAAGAGAUCGAACUGCUUGAUUUGAGCACCUUGGAGCAGUGGGAAGUGGGAGAGGGAGCAAUGCCUCUCCUUCGGGAACUAAGACUUUGGGACUGCAUAAAUUUGAGAAUGCUACCAGAGGGACUUGUAAGAUUGACUGAGCUCAAACAAAUUGAAAUAAGGGGAAUGGAAAUGAUAGAGAGAAGGGUUGACAAGAAUACUGGAGAAGAUUAUCACAAGAUUAAACAUGUUCCUUCGAUUGAAAUAUAUUUUUAA
Zingiber officinale is the source of this 744-nucleotide messenger RNA. RefSeq names its product putative disease resistance protein At1g59780. The transcript has a single exon. Gene Ontology annotation, molecular function: alpha-tubulin binding. Bases 1 to 744 code for a protein of 247 amino acids. Lineage: Eukaryota; Viridiplantae; Streptophyta; Magnoliopsida; Zingiberales; Zingiberaceae. Gene Ontology annotation, biological process: protein folding. The record is from RefSeq and is a predicted model, not a curated record.